Molecule: messenger RNA, 1027 nt
Organism: Solanum dulcamara
Lineage: Eukaryota; Viridiplantae; Streptophyta; Magnoliopsida; Solanales; Solanaceae
Product: short chain aldehyde dehydrogenase 1-like
Exons: 3
Coding region: 68-910 (280 amino acids)
Molecular function (GO): oxidoreductase activity, acting on the CH-OH group of donors, NAD or NADP as acceptor
Source: RefSeq, a predicted model, not a curated record
CUCUCAGAGAUUCAGAAAAUACUUUAAUUUGUGAAGUCAUUAUUUUCUUGAAUUUUGUCUUCAAAAAAUGGCCAGCAAUACCAGUUCAGUCUCUACAUCAGCCAAAAGGCUAGAUGGUAAAGUAGCAGUUAUUACUGGAGGUGCUAGUGGAAUUGGUGCUACCACUGCAAAAUUGUUUAUCGAAAAUGGUGCUAAAGUUGUAAUUCUUGAUGUUCAAGAUAAUCUUGGCUGUUCACUUUGCAAUGAAAUCGGCCUAGAACACAUCUCGUACGUCCAUUGCGAUGUCACCGAUGAAAAACAAGUGGAGGAGGCCAUAGACUUUGCACUGUCAAAACAUGGGAAGAUUGACAUAAUGUACAACAAUGCAGGCAUCACAGGAAGUAUAUCUUCAGGAAUUACUACAACGGACUACGAAAACUUAAAAAAAGUAUUCGACAUCAACGUGUUUGGCGCCUUCCUAGGCGCCAAACACGCGGCUCGUGUGAUGAUCCCAGCUAAAAAAGGCGUCAUUCUCUUCACCGCGAGCGUGACAGCCGUUGUAGCCGGGAUGUCCCCGCACACUUACGCCUCGUCCAAGCACGCGGUAAUCGGGCUAGCGAACAAUUUGUGCGUGGAAUUAGGACAAUAUGGAAUAAGAGUAAAUUGCAUUACACCACAUGUUGUGGCUACUCCAAUGUUGACUAAUUUUCUUGGUGGAAUUGAUCAAAGUAAAGUUGAUGAAGCACUUAUGAAAUCUUCCAAUUUGAAAGAAGCAAACUUAGAGGUAGAGGAUGUUGCUAGAGCUGCUGUUUAUUUGGCAAGUGAUGAGUCUAAGUAUGUAAGUGGAUUGAACUUAAUGAUUGAUGGAGGUUAUAGCAAAACUAAUCCACUUUUUCCGAUGUGUAUUAGAGAGAUUCUUAGUGGCUUUUAAACAAGAUUUUGGGACUCUUGUUUUCUCUAAUAAUGUGUUGAGGAUUUGAUAUUUUUUCUUCUUCUUGAAAGUUGUCUUGUUAUCCAAUAACAAUUGAGAUCUGGUGACACACCUGCA